AUGGCCGGCAUGUUCGGCGACAAGGCCGCGCACUCGGAGAAGACGACCGCCGAGGCCUCCGCCGCGGCCAUGGCCGCCUCCGCCACCGCGGCGACCACUUCAGUGUCUGCAGCGUCCACUGAGCUGGGCGCCGGCGCCACGUGCCUCGAGGUCGAGACGUGCCGCAUCGCGGCGGCGAGGCGGUGCGGCUCCUUCUUGGUCUGCCUGUGCGCGCGCAGUGACGCGGCGACCACCGUGCCGUCCCCGCGUCGGGCGCCAGCCUACGCGUCCGCCACGCUCUGCUUCGCCGCGAGCAGCGCCGACUCGAAUGUGCCGUACGUGUCCGCGAGCACGAGGAGGCCGUCGAGGACCUGGUCGUCGUUGGCGUCGAUGUCGUGGAGAGCCAUCGCGGCCCGCGGCAUGGCCAGCAGGUCGCCGAGCACGGCCAGGACAGCGUCCAGGAGCGCGAGGCCGUGGCCGGAGGAGGAGGAGGCUCCGCCAGCGCCGCACCACACCCUAAGCGUGCGGACGGUGCCGUGGAGGCGCACGAGCGCGGGGUGGCAUGGCUCGCUCGCGGACCGCGCAUGUGCGGCCACGGUCGGCGCCGCGGCGACCUUCCUCGUUGGCGUCCAGGAGCGCGAGGCCGUGGCCAGAGGAGGAGGAGGCUCCGCCGGCGCCGCAGCAUGCCCUGAGUGCGCGGACGGUGUCGUGGAGGCGCGCGAGCUCCGGGAGGAGAUGGCUGAACAGAGCAAGAGGGGCUCGCAGCUGGAGAACGGCGAGCACGGCCACAACGGCAAGAAGGCGAGGGCUCAGGCCAUGCCCAACGGCGUGAUCAAGCGGGAGCAGCAAGAGAUAGACGAGGCAGCAGAGGAUGAAGAAGAGCAGGAGGAAGGAGAGGUUAGGCAGGGCAGCAGCGCGGAAGCCAUGGAGGAGGCGCAGAUCAAUUUGACGUUUGGGCUCACCUUGUUCCACUGCCGAUCUUGUCGCCUUCCCCUCAAGCCUCCAACGUUCAAGUGUGAGUACGGGCACGUGAUAUGCGGCACCUGCUGCAACAGCCACGAGCAGGUGUGCCGCGGCGCCGCCAUCUACUCACCGUGCGUGGAGGUGGACGCCUUCGUGCGCGACGCCAAGCAGCCCUGCGCGUACGAGGAGUUCGGGUGCAAGAGCUCCGUGGUGUACUUCGAGGCGGCGGACCACCAGCGCGCGUGCCAGUGGGCGCCCUGCUCGUGCCCGGACCCCGGCUGCGGCUUCUUCAGCGCGCCGGCGAGGCUGGCCGACCACUUCGCCGGCGCCCACUCCUGGCCCGUCACGGAGGUGAGCUACGGGAAGCCGCUCAGGGUCGCCCUUCCGCCGCCGCAGGGCUGGCACGUGCUGGUGGGCGAGGAGGGCCGGCGCGUGUUCCUGGUGUCCGCGUGCACGCUAGGCGCGGCCGCCGCGGUGUCGCUGGUGUGCGUGAGGGCCAACGGCGACGCGGCGGUGGGGGCGCCCCAGUUCAGGUGCAAGCUCUGGGCGGAGGCCGCCAGCAGCAAGGAGAGCGUGGCAAUGAUGAUGUCCAUGGUGCGGAGCAGCAGCAUGUCCGGCGCCGGUGCGUUCUCGGCCGCCGACCAGGCCAUGUUCCUUGCGAUGCCACCGGAGAUCCUGGACGACGUGUCCGGCGAGGCGCCCGUCCUCAUGGUUCGCAUCGACAGAGCAGGCGCUGCUGCCAAGUCGACCACGGCACCGAGGAGCUCUGGCUCUAGGAGGCUGCUGACCUGCACUGAUGGCUGA
Messenger RNA from Miscanthus lutarioriparius, 1746 nucleotides. The record is from the annotation of a GenBank genome assembly. NCBI's taxonomy places the organism in Eukaryota, Viridiplantae, Streptophyta, Magnoliopsida, Poales, Poaceae.